Molecule: messenger RNA, 1688 nt
Organism: Capsicum annuum
Lineage: Eukaryota; Viridiplantae; Streptophyta; Magnoliopsida; Solanales; Solanaceae
Product: secretory carrier-associated membrane protein 2
Exons: 13
Coding region: 481-1416 (311 amino acids)
Biological process (GO): protein transport
Cellular component (GO): recycling endosome membrane; trans-Golgi network membrane
Source: RefSeq, a predicted model, not a curated record
AUACAAGAAACUAAUCCUCUUUUUCUCUCUAAUCCAUGAUAAUUCAAUCAUAUUUAUCCAUCAUACUAAAAAAAUAUUUAUUUAAUUUAAAAAAUUAAUAAAUAAUUUAUUAUUUUUACUAUUAAAUAGUAUUCAUUACUCAAUUAUUAUUAUUAUUCAAGUCAUUUGUGGGACGGAGAGAUUAAUUGAUUAAUUAAUUAAGAAUUAAAAACUGACCAAAACCACCCAGUUUUAUCUUUUCUCUGUUUUUUUGUACUCUCUUUCCAUUUCUAUAGUAGAAGUUGUAGUGGAAUUUUGUCUGCCCUUUUUUUCUUCUUUGUUUUCCUCGUUAGAAUAGUUGUUGAUUUUUUCAAGACUCUUACCUUUUCUUCCUUCUCUCCUAAGCUUUUCUCACUUAUUUUUGCUAUUCAGAUCUCAUCUUCUGCACUGUAAAUUUCUUGUUUAGAAGCAAAAUUGAGGGAGUAGCAAAGUUGUGUUGAAAUGGCUGGCCGUUAUGAUCAUAACCCUUUUGAUGAAGAACAAGAAGAAGAAGUUAACCCUUUUGCUGGUGGUGGAGGUGGAGGGAAAUCUUCAGGGCAACCAAAAUUUAGUGGAGGUGCAUUUUAUACCACAUCUGGGAGUGUGCCUCCAGCAACAAACUCUAGACUUUCACCCCUUCCACCAGAACCAGCUGAUUUCUAUGACCGCAAUGCGUCAAUCGAUAUUCCCCUUGAUAGUGCUUCGGACCUGAAAAAGAAAGAAAAAGAGUUACAAGCUAAGGAGAAUGAAUUAAGGCGGAGGGAACAGGACCUAAAAAUGAGAGAAGAUGCUGCAGCAAGAGCUGGCAUUGUUGUAGAGGAGAAAAAUUGGCCUCCGUUCUUCCCAAUUAUCCAUCAUGAUAUUGGAAAUGAAAUACCAAUCCAUCUUCAAAAGCUACAAUAUGUUGCGUUUACAACGUUCUUGGGACUCUUUGCAUGCCUUUUAUGGAACAUUGUAGCUUGCACUACAGCAUGGAUUAAAGAAGGAGAUGUAAAGAUCUGGUUCCUUUCUCUUAUUUACUUCAUAUCGGGUGUUCCCGGAGCCUACUUCAUGUGGUAUCGUCCUCUGUAUCGUGCUUUUAGAACUGAGGGUGCCAUGAAGUUUGCAUGGUUUUUCUUGUUUUACUUGGUUCACAUUGGAUUCUGCAUCUUUGCUGCUGUUGCUCCUCCAAUAGUCUUCAGAGGGAAAUCCCUUACAGGCAUCCUGCCUGCGAUAGAUCUCAUCGGCAAAAAUGUACUUGUUGGGAUUUUCUACUUCAUUGGUUUCGGGCUAUUUUGUCUCGAGUCAUUGCUGAGCAUUUGGGUUAUCCAGCAAGUAUACAUGUAUUUCCGAGGAAGUGGUAAAGCUGCACAGAUGAAGCAAGAAGCCGCUAGAGGGGCGAUGAGAGCAGCAAUAUAACGAUGAAUGAUUUUGGAGAAAGAUGCCGUUAGCGUCCCCUUUUGCCUAUGAGGAUGGGUUGUUAGCAGAUACAGGCUUAUUUCAGUUGGCUGAUAUUCUUGUUUUCAUAUCUUUUGCUUACUUCUGUUAGGCGGAUACGUUUGUUUCAUAUGUUUUUAGUGCUCAUUCUUCUGAUGUACUAUGUUUUACUUACGAUGACUUUGAACAAAGCGCUGUUAGAGAAAUGAAUGAUAGAAUCCCUUUGUAUUAUUGGAGAUACAAUCUUUGCAUGC